Molecule: messenger RNA, 669 nt
Organism: Camelina sativa (false flax)
Lineage: Eukaryota; Viridiplantae; Streptophyta; Magnoliopsida; Brassicales; Brassicaceae
Source: RefSeq, a predicted model, not a curated record
AUGCUUAGGAAAUAUGGAGUUAAACACAAGGUGUCAACAGCUUAUCACCCUCAAACAAGUGGGCAAGUUGAAGUCUCAAACAAGCAAAUCAAGGCCAUUUUAUCAAGAAUAGUGGGACCAACAAGAAAAGACUGGUCUAACAAACUUGAUGAAACACUUUGGGCUUAUAGAACAGCUUUCAAAACACCAAAAGGAAGGACCCCAUUCCAACUUGUCUAUGGAAAGUCUUGCCAUCUUCCAGUUGAGGUUGAGUACAAGGCUUUAUGGGCAAUCAAACUUUUGAACCUAGAUCUAGAGACAGCACAAGCUAAGAGAAGCCUUGAUUUGCAUGAGCUAGAGGAGAUCAGGUUGGAAGCUUAUGAGAGCUCCAAAAUCUACAAGGAAAGGACAAAAGCUUUCCAUGACAAGAAGAUUGUCGUUAAAUACCUAAAGGCUGGAGACCAAGCUUUUCUUUUCAACUCAAGGCUGAAACUGUUUCCUGUAAAAUUGAACAGUAGGUGGGGAGGUCCUUUUGAAAUAAAAGAGGUGCUACCAUUUGGAGCUGUAACACUUCUCAAUAAGGAUGGUAGUGAGUUUACAGUUAAUGGUCAGAGAAUUAAGAAAUAUUGGGGAGAAAAGGAAAAACAUGGGAAAUGCACAAUGUUUCUCAAGGAUGCUCCUACAGCUUGA